AUGUCUCUGCACUACCUCCCCCCCGUCAAGCCUUCGGCCAUCGCCCUCGGCACCAUCUUCAACCACACUGCCGAGCUUGCUGUCUUGACUCCCAUCUUCGGCGCGACUUACCAGCGCGCUAAGGCCGCCAACACCAAGGAGGAGUUCGCUCGCUCCAAGGAGGCUCAAGGUGCUGCCGUCGCUUGGGGUACUUCCCUCGUCGGCUCUGCUCUCCAGUCAUAUGGUGUCGGUGCCCUCAUCAACGCCACUGGUACCUUGUCGUACAAGGGCGCUGCCUACCUGGGCUCUUUGAUCUUCUUCGCUACCUCUGCCCCCGGAUACAUCUCCCAGGUCUUUGUCGAGAAGCGCCCUGUUGAUACUGUCGGCGUCAGCGUCCUGGCCAAGGUCAUCGAGACCGUCGGCCUGUCGGUCUUCCUCACCUGGUGGGGCACCCGCACCAACCCCUUCGACUAA
Colletotrichum higginsianum IMI 349063 is the source of this 453-nucleotide messenger RNA. Its product is annotated as Nif domain protein. The record is from RefSeq and is a predicted model, not a curated record. The transcript is spliced from 4 exons. Lineage: Eukaryota; Fungi; Ascomycota; Sordariomycetes; Glomerellales; Glomerellaceae. The coding region runs from base 1 to 453 and encodes 150 amino acids.